This is a messenger RNA of Indicator indicator, 903 nucleotides long. It is a transcript of the gene BTBD19, whose product is annotated as BTB domain containing 19. Gene Ontology annotation, molecular function: protein binding. The record is from RefSeq and is a predicted model, not a curated record. The transcript is spliced from 8 exons. Lineage: Eukaryota; Metazoa; Chordata; Aves; Piciformes; Indicatoridae. Bases 1 to 903 code for a protein of 300 amino acids.
AUGGCCGGACGCAGCUCGGCGCGGCUGCAGGGUGAAGCGGCCGCCUUCACCGCCGCCCUCCGCACCCUGGUGAACAACCCCCAGUUCAGUGAUGUGACGUUCGUGGUGGGCCCAGAGCAGCAGAAGGUGUUUGCGCACCGCUGUGUGUUGGUGUGCCGCUGCCAGGCUUUCCAGGGGAUGCUCUGCCAGGGGCCAGUGGACAGUGAAGACUCUCCCAGCAGUGUCCCAGCCCAGGGCCCCUUCAUCCUGGGAAAUGUGCAGCCUGAGGUCUUCCUGACUGUCAUUGAGUUCCUCUACACAAACACUGUCACCCUCAACAGACACAUCGCACUGGAGGUGCUGACUUCAUCAGUGGAAUAUGGUCUGCAGGACCUGUGCAAGCUCUGCGUCAAGUUCAUCAAGGACACGCUGAGCACUGAGCAGGUCUGCGAGGCUCUGCAGGCUGCGGUGACCUAUGGGCAGGCAGACCUCCAGCAGCACUGCCUGGCCUUCAUUGAAGGCUGCACUGCGGCAGUUGUACGGACACAGGGCUUCCACGAGCUCUCUGACGUGGUGCUGGCACGGGUGCUGCGCAGUGACCGCCUGGCCGUGGAUGAGCUGGACCUGGUACAGGCUGUGCGGGAGUGGGCGCAUGUCAGCUCGGCUGUCCUGGAGCGCCCGGUGUCCGAGGUGGCCGCCCUGCCUGUGCAAGAGCUACGCUUGCCCUUGCUGGCACCCAAUGAGCUGGCUGCACUGGAGAGACACAACCAGCAGGAUCUGCUCAUCCCGAUGGAAAGCAUCGCCGCAGCCUGGCGGUCCCAUGCUCUGAGGAAGGGUAGUGGAGUGCCCUCCCGCCUCUGCCGGCCUCGGCGUGGCACACGGCCCCGUGACCACCACCGUCACCUUGACCCACAUGCCAAGUAG